AUGGAAUUAAAUAGUAUCAUUUUUCCUGCACCAAAGUGUUCAUACACGAAAGAAUCGAGAAAUAUCAUUUGGGUAGAAUCUCAUGCUAUUAACACCCCCAUUUAUCAUUAGUAAAAUAUAAACAAAGAGUAAAAUUUAUGCAAUGAAAGCGAAAUAUAGGCAAAAAGAAGCGGCCCUUUUUCUUCUUGUAUGACUGGCCUAAUCGAUAAAGAAAAUGAGAUUGAAGUCUUAUAGAAUCAAAGAAAUGCCAAUCGUUCUCUGUCAUGCAUCUAAGGAGAAUCAAAAAACUCAAACUAACAAUUUCAUAAAACUCUCACAGACAGAAAUAUUUUAUGCGACUCUCAAUAGAAUUAACAAUCACCUAUUAUAUAGGAGUUUACACCUUCUCAUUAACAUUCGAAUAAAAAAUUUUAAUAUUUUAGUGAUAAUUUUAAUGAGUAAGAAAACAAACCUUAGUAUCAACAAUUUCCAUAAACGGCCAGAGAAUCUAAAUAAAAAUUUGAUGAAGGAGUAAUUCAUUUAAAUUCACCAAUUAGAAAUAACAAGAAACAUAGUUCUAUGAAAGAAAUGUACAUAAGCUCGCCACUGCGUAAGGCAGCUGAAUUUGGACCUACUUUAAAAAACGCGACUUCUACUAGCAUUCCAUGUCUUUAUUUGCCUUAUUUCGAAGGCAGUGAUAAAUUAUUGAUAUAUUUUCAUGGAAAUGCUGAGGAUUUAGGCUAUAGCUAUGAUUUUGUUUCUAAUUUAAGAAGAUAUAUUAGAGUUAAUGUCCUUGCUGUUGAAUAUCCAGGUUACGGCCUUUACAAAGGUAGUCCUAAUUCAGACUAAAUCUUAUAAGAUGCUGAUUCUAUUUAUGAAUUCGUUAGAACUCAUUUAAAAGUUUAAAGCUAAAAUAUCAUUAUAUUUGGUAGAUCAAUUGGUAGCGGACCUGCAUGCUAUUUAGCAGGUACUAGAAACAUAGGUGGAUUAAUAUUAAUGUGCCCUUACACUUCAAUUAGGAAUGUAGUUAAGCAUCUAGCUGGUAACUUAAUUUAAUACUUGGUAGCUGAAAGAUUUAGAAAUAUCGAUUAUAUAAAACACUCUAAAUGUCCAAUAUUGUUCAUUCAUGGAAAAAUGGAUAAAUUAAUUCCUUAUACACAUUCGUUAGAACUUAUGGAAUAAGUAAAAGAUAGAGCUUUGAUUCAUUUAUCUCCACAAAUGACACAUAACGAAUUUAGCAUGUCAAAUGACCUAAUACUUCCUAUUAAAACAUUUUUUUGUUAAGCAAAAUUGACUAUUUAAAAGUAAAAAUUAGUUAUUCCUCCUUAGUUUUUCAAUGCUCCUAACGAGCAACCAUAAUAAUCAUAACAAAAAUAAUCAAACAUCUCUGCUGCUUCAAUUACAAAAAUUAGAUAAUGA
Molecule: messenger RNA, 1398 nt
Organism: Tetrahymena thermophila SB210
Lineage: Eukaryota; Ciliophora; Oligohymenophorea; Hymenostomatida; Tetrahymenidae
Product: alpha/beta superfamily hydrolase
Exons: 2
Cellular component (GO): membrane
Molecular function (GO): palmitoyl-(protein) hydrolase activity
Source: RefSeq, a predicted model, not a curated record